Messenger RNA from Ornithorhynchus anatinus (platypus), 1042 nucleotides. RefSeq lists its product as uncharacterized. Lineage: Eukaryota; Metazoa; Chordata; Mammalia; Monotremata; Ornithorhynchidae. Gene Ontology annotation, molecular function: protein heterodimerization activity; DNA binding; structural constituent of chromatin. Gene Ontology annotation, biological process: nucleosome assembly. The coding region runs from base 23 to 988 and encodes 321 amino acids. The transcript has 3 exons. The record is from RefSeq and is a predicted model, not a curated record. Gene Ontology annotation, cellular component: nucleosome.
UGUAACUUUGACUUUUGCAGCCAUGUCUGGUCGUGGUAAAGGGGGAAAGGGCCUUGGCAAAGGCGGCGCUAAGCGGCACAGGAAGGUUUUACGUGAUAACAUCCAGGGUAUCACCAAGCCUGCCAUCCGCCGCCUGGCUCGCCGCGGUGGGGUCAAGCGGAUCUCUGGGCUGAUCUACGAGGAGACCCGCGGGGUGCUCAAGGUUUUCCUAGAGAACGUGAUCCGGGACGCCGUCACCUACACCGAGCACGCCAAGAGGAAGACCGUCACCGCCAUGGAUGUUGUGUACGCUCUGAAACGGCAGGGUCGCACGCUCUACGGAUUCGGCGGUACCUCGACAAUGGCUCGUACGAAGCAGACGGCCCGCAAGUCCACCGGCGGCAAGGCGCCCCGCAAGCAGCUGGCCACCAAGGCGGCCCGCAAGAGCGCCCCGGCCACCGGCGGCGUGAAGAAGCCUCACCGCUACCGGCCCGGCACCGUGGCGCUGCGGGAGAUCCGCCGCUACCAGAAGUCCACCGAGCUGCUGAUCCGCAAGCUGCCCUUCCAGCGGCUGGUGCGGGAGAUCGCCCAGGACUUCAAGACGGACCUGCGCUUCCAGAGCUCGGCCGUCAUGGCCCUGCAGGAGGCCAGCGAGGCCUACCUGGUGGGGCUCUUCGAGGACACCAACCUCGCCAACAUGUCUGGACGGGGGAAGGGUGGUAAGGGUUUGGGAAAAGGGGGUGCCAAACGCCACAGGAAGGUGCUCCGCGACAAUAUCCAAGGCAUCACCAAGCCCGCCAUCCGCCGCCUCGCUCGCCGUGGCGGUGUCAAGCGUAUCUCUGGCCUGAUCUAUGAGGAAACUCGCGGUGUUCUCAAGGUUUUCCUGGAGAAUGUGAUCCGCGACGCCGUUACCUACACGGAGCACGCCAAGAGAAAGACCGUUACCGCCAUGGAUGUGGUCUACGCCCUCAAGCGUCAAGGCCGCACUCUUUAUGGAUUCGGGGGUUAGAUUUCAAGUUGUAUUGGUGGACAAAGAAAAACACAAAGGCCCUUUUCAGGGCCG